AUGUCUACUCUAUCUAAUGAGCCUGUGCCUGCACCUCACCAAAACAUAUCUUCCAAUGAACUGAGUUUGGCCUUGAGACUACAUGGUGUCCUAAAGGAGGCCGUCACAGAAAUGAUAGACUUCUUUUGUAACACAAUUACACCUCCAGCUGGGCCUCUUGAUAUAUUCAUAGAACCAGCUAAGUCUGGACUUGAUCCCAUGCAGGCUCUUCUUCGCUGGGUGAUUGAAACACAGCAGCCUUUUACAGUUGUUGAACAUCCUACAUGGAAAGAACUCCUUAAGAGUCUAAAUGCUAACUGUCCUAUUAAAACUGCAGAUACUCUUCAAAAUCGAGUUCAGAGUGAAUAUUCAAGUUGA
Messenger RNA from Talaromyces stipitatus ATCC 10500, 357 nucleotides. RefSeq lists its product as uncharacterized. Lineage: Eukaryota; Fungi; Ascomycota; Eurotiomycetes; Eurotiales; Trichocomaceae. The record is from RefSeq and is a predicted model, not a curated record. The transcript has 3 exons. Bases 1 to 357 code for a protein of 118 amino acids.